Messenger RNA from Schistosoma rodhaini, 1071 nucleotides. The record is from the annotation of a GenBank genome assembly. NCBI's taxonomy places the organism in Eukaryota, Metazoa, Platyhelminthes, Trematoda, Strigeidida, Schistosomatidae.
AUGGAGAUAUCUAUAUUUGAUCCUUGUUUUGGAAUUAAUUUUAAGACCGAAGAACUAGUUGAGUUAGAUGACCCAGUUAUGAAGUCAUCACAGGAAUCGGUCUCAAAAGAUGUAAAUGUUGUUCCUGAAAAACAUAUAAAAGACCGUAGUUUUGGUAACCCUGCUAAUGUUAACUUGGAUGAGUUGGGAAUUAUACGCGACAAUCAGUCAUCAAACUUGGAGGAAAGUUUUAAACAUGAAUGUGAUUCCGCUGAAGCUCCUGAUGUUGACGAUCUCGUCACAGAUAGAGGAAGGAAACUCUUCAAGUGUUCUGUAUGUCAUAGUUGCUACACUUCUAAAACAUUUUUAAACAUACACAAUAAAUAUGUUCAUAAAGCAAUCAAAUUGUCGCAUGAUUUACGCAACAAGGAUUUUUCAAUAAAAACUACUCGUGAUCUCCAUAUUAAGACUGCUCAUGAAGGAAUAAAUUAUCAAUGUGGUCAAUGUAAUAGAAAUUUUGCUUGUAAAUCCAACUUACUUCAACAUAUUCAUGUUUUUCAUAAUCGAAUAAAAUAUUCAUGUGUUCAAUGUUAUAAAACGUUUAAAACUAAAUCUCAUUUAAAUAAACACGUGAAAUCUAUUCACGAAAAAUUGAAAUAUGCGUGUGAUCAGUGUAGUGCAGAGUUUGCAUCUAAAUUUUAUUUGAUUGAACAUAUGAAGGUGAUCCAUGAGGGAAAAAAAUAUCCAUGUUAUCAAUGUGAUAAAAAUUUUUCAUCUAAAUGCAAUUUAAAUAUACAUGUAAAAGUUAUUCAUCAAGGUAUAAAAUUCAUCUGUAAUGUAUGUAACAAAGAGUUUGCUUUUAAAGGAAAUUUAGAUAGACAUCACAAGAAUAUUCAUGAAGGAAUGAGAUAUGCAUGUAAUCGUUGUGAUAGAAAGUUUACAACAAAAUAUGAUUUAAUUGGACACAUAAAAGUUAUUCAUGAAGGAACAGAGUAUCGAUGCGAACAAUGUAAUAGAAAAUUUUCAUCUAAAUCCAACUUAAAAGAACACCUGAGAAGUGUUCAUACAGGAGUAGAAUUUCUAUGUGUCUAG